This is a messenger RNA of Thrips palmi, 1475 nucleotides long. RefSeq lists its product as uncharacterized. Bases 1 to 678 code for a protein of 225 amino acids. NCBI's taxonomy places the organism in Eukaryota, Metazoa, Arthropoda, Insecta, Thysanoptera, Thripidae. The transcript has 5 exons. The record is from RefSeq and is a predicted model, not a curated record.
AUGAAGGUGUACUCCGUCGCGGUCCUGGUCGUCGCCACUGCGGCCGUCUGCUGCGCCUCGCCCAUUGUCCAGCCGGCGCCAGUAUAUGGACCUCCAGGCGCAUUCCAGCGCUUCCAGCUCGCACGCGCCAUGUCCGCCGCCCCCGCCGCCUUCCACUCCGCCGACUACCACACCGUGCUGUCGCCGCCGCCGCCCCCGGCAGCGCCCGCCCCCGCCUGGGUCAUGAGGCAAGGGCAGUUCUACCAGCCCGCCCCCGCGCCGCAGUUCUACCGCCAGCAGCCCCUGCGGCAGGCACAGAACGACGAGCAGCAGCGGUUCAGGACGGAGCAGUUCAGGACGGAGCCGCAGCAGUUCAGGACGGAGCAGCAAGGAGUGUGGCGGUACACUGCGCCCGCCCGCGCCGCGCCCAUCCGCGAGGACCAGGCGCCGCACCAGGGACUCGGCGCCACCGACUCGGUGACAAUGCCCGAGCCGGCGCCGUACGACCCGCUGCUGGUGACGGGCCCCGCCGCCGCGCACUUCGUCCGCGUGCUGUCCGACAACGAACCGCACUACUUCCCCGCCUUCCCGCACACCAGGCUCGUGCUGCAGAACCAGCAGAAGCGGCUGGACAACGGCCUCAACGCCAACCGCCUGGGAUCCAUCCGCCCCGGCUCAGACUUCUACAGGACGGACUAGGACCAGGCCAGAUGGUGCUGGAGAUCCUGUCUCUCUAGAGACACACUACCUCUCUAGAGACACACUACCUCUCUAGAGACACACUACCUCUCUAGAGACACACUAUCUCUCUAGAGACACCGUGUCUCUCUACAGAUACUCUGUCUCUCUAGAAACUCUCCAGAGAGACCCAGUCUCACUAGAAAAGACUUUGCCAGACUAAGCUUCUCGUGCGAUAACCUAAACUUUGCGCCGCCACAAUUCAAGAAGCAACUUAUAUGCAGCAAAAUGGGACUGAACUCAUUGUUAUUGAUACUCCAGUUAACGCCGAGUUCAACUCCGUUUCGCCGCAAAUAAGCUGGAUCGUAAAGUGUGGCGGCGCAAAGAUUGCAGGUUGUUGCCUUAAGAGCUUAUCCUGGAAAGGUCUAACCCGCCUGCCGACAAAGCGUCCGCCUCAACCAGUGGCAGCAGAACUGCGGUAGAAUGCCCCAGAGGGUUUGAGUCGAUCAGGCCUUUUAGUUCCCACACGGGUUUCGCUAAUGAGGAAGGAAAUGACUUCGGUGAUAACGUUUCGAACCUCACGAAUUUAUUUCAGCUGAGCUGUUUUUAAAAUGUAGCGCAAUUGCAUCAGCAUUGUCGCCCAAUUUUCGGCUUUGUGCCAGUAAUCAAGUUAUCCCGCUCAGUGUACAAAAAAAGAGAGAGAGAAAGAUCACAGAAGUGUUUGACCAUCCCGCACGUAGUCAUCCUAAGAAAUUCAUUGGUGCCAUUUGAAGCCAUUGUACAUAACCACAUUUUAUAAUAAUUUAUUACUUUUAUAA